This is a messenger RNA of Seriola aureovittata, 2735 nucleotides long. RefSeq names its product transmembrane protein 119b (gene tmem119b). Gene Ontology annotation, cellular component: plasma membrane. Gene Ontology annotation, biological process: positive regulation of bone mineralization; positive regulation of osteoblast differentiation; ossification. Lineage: Eukaryota; Metazoa; Chordata; Actinopteri; Carangiformes; Carangidae. Bases 1469 to 2350 code for a protein of 293 amino acids. The transcript is spliced from 2 exons. The record is from RefSeq and is a predicted model, not a curated record.
UUUGAAAGAACUUCUCCAUUUAAACCCAAGAAAAGAUUCAUUCAAAAGCAGUCUAGGUUACACUUUUAAUUGGAAGUGAUUAUUUGACAGUGUACCAGUUGAAAACAUUCUGUAUUUUAACUGAUUAAUCCCAUAUUACAUAUUUCUUUCCAGGAACCUUCAAAAGAAAUUAUUGGAAAAUGAUUAGACGUUACAAAUCCAUAAAAUAAUCCAUCAAAAGUUGUUUUUUUUGAGAGCUGUUCACUCCUCAUAAUCCAAAAUUUCUGCUGAAAAUGUCCAAAAUAAGACCUCAAAUUACAAAACCAUACAGGAUAAAACAAGUUACAGUUUUUGUUCCAUGUCCUAAUGUGUCUCUGAGCGCUCUGUGGACUUUAUAAAAGGCUUUUCUUUCUACCCUGGACUUGAUUUCAUAUUCACUUCCCUUCCUCUGAAAAGAAAACAGAGCCCUGACUGCUUAUAAGGGAUAUGAAGCCUUGUUUUUUUUUGUUUUUUUCUCCUUCUUCCCUUUUUUUUUUACAUUUAGCAAUGUGCAGCUGAAACAGAUACCGGUGACUAUCAACAGAGCUGAGACAAAUGUAAACCUGGAGGAUGCCGGACCUCAUCUCAUGCUCCUGCUGACCAUAUAAAGCUAAGUCUUGCCUUGACUGAUCGCAAACACACAAGACUUGCCAAAAAUGCAUUCACACGCACACACAAUCACUUGCAGGCUCACUCAUACCAAGUCACACUCGUUCCCUAAAGUGGUCACACACACCGUGUGAGUUUAAUUGCUUGCCUCUGGAGGGAAAAAAAACACAGCAUUGUUUCUAGCAGUCUCCCCCCUUCUCCUGGCUGUUACACAGGAAACAUUAACCUCUUCCUGCAUUAGCUGGUCACUCAUAUGAGCUGCUCUCUGACUCUUUUUUUACCCCCAAGAGGUCUGCUGUUAGUCAUCGGUGUCAGAAGAUAAAUGGUUAAAGGAAAGGCCAGGCUGUCAAUCAUGGAGAGAUAUAUUAGAUUGAGAUGUUGCUGAUGAUAAUGGUGUUUGAGGGUUGGUUUAUAUAGCUAUAAAGUAUUUAUUUUUUGUUGUCCUGGCACAUCCAGUUUGCUGCACAGGAGAGUACAGGAGAAGACCCUGCCCCCACAGCACAUUAUAAACUCCUACCUAACAAGAACAAUCUGUGUGCAGGCCGGAGAGCUCAGACACUCUGAGGGAAACUGAAGGGGGAGGUGAACAGAGGAAAGGCAGAAGGAGGGAUUUGUCCUCAUGGUUAACAACAUUUUUUUUUUUUUUUUUUGCACUAUCCAGACAAACCUCCAGCCUGAAAUCUGAAACUGCAGAAGUGGCGUGGCUCACUGAGCAUUCGCUACUCUUUGCUGUGCUCUGUCUCAGUUCACUUUUUCCAGACUAGUUUCACUCAUCCUCCAUCAGAGGUGAGUCCAACAGAGACACUUCUUCUGCUACUGUGGAUGAUCCUGAAGGGAAACGAUGCUGCCGAUGGCCCUCCAACAGAUUGGUGUGUGUGUGGUGUUUUGCAUCAGCAGCAGUUUGGCCACACCUAUACCUUUUUACAGUGCUCUGGAGGGAAGUACAGAUGAGGAAGAACUCAGUAACUUAACUUCCCCCAUGCCCACCAGCUACCCAUUCUCUGAGUACCAAACCACACCUGUUGGCCCCAACCAUGUCAAAACUGACUUUUUGAGUCAGGUUGUGAACUUUCUGGACCAGAACAUGCUCCUCAUCCUUGUUGCAGCCACUUUGAUUUUUCUUGUCUUCCUUAUUAUCUGUGGGGCAAUUUUCAUGAGCUGCAGGCGAAAGGUUAACGCCUACUACCCUUCCUCCUUCCCCUCAAAAAUGUAUGUGGACCACAGGGACAAAACCGGCGGCACUAAACCCUUUAAUGAAGUGCCAGAAAAGCCAGCUCCUGAGCAGGAAAGUGAGCCAGUGGACUCUCACAAGCAGCUCCAGGCCGACAUCAUGAGGGCUGCCAAGAGCCUGCGCACACCAAAUAAAUCUGUUGAGGCUGUGGAGGGAAAUGACCACAGUCAGAAAGCAGCAGACCACAGUCCUGAGGACAGCUCUAAACCAGAUGGCAGCAUCCUAGAUCAGCAGCUGCCACUACCAAGUCUCCCUGAGGAAAAGGAGCCAGGCGAGCUCCCUCACAGUGAAGCAGCUACCGCAGGAGGCAGCUCAGAGCUGAGUCCUCCGGAGCAGCUUCAUCCAGACGAAGAUGAUUCAGAGCAGCCUCAUCCAGACAAAGAUGACGCACAGGAGCCUUUGAUUGGCCGGAGUCUCCGGCCCUCCUCUCUGCAUAUUCACAAUGACUCUGCUACACUUCAGCUGAUCGCAGGAGAGAAAACUGCCUUCUAACCACUCUGAACGCUGUGUCCUGAGUUUAUUCUCUUGAAUCCAUCGUUGGCGAUUUGUCCAGUAAACCUCAAAUAAUCCCUAUGCAAGAAAGUGCACGUACAGCAGAGCUUUCCUCUAACUGGAUAUUAUGACAUUUUAUAAACAUGUCUCAUGCACUAAUGUCUGGUACAAAAAUAUUUCCUUUUAUGGGGUUAUUUUUCUUUGUUGUUGUUGUUGUCUGCUUUAAUCCUUGAGCAUUCCUGCAUAGCGGCCACUUCAGUAAACAUGUAGUGGUAUGGUCCCAGUUACCUUGUAUUUCUGUGCAAAAACAUUGAGCACUGACAGCCUUUCACAGAUGAGUUUUGGUUUUAUGUAAGCACAAUAAAAUUCAUAUAUUCUCAGUUCA